AUGGAAUAUAUACCAAUUCUAUUAUUUUCUGUAUAUAAUCCGAAAAUAAUUGGAAAAAUUCGAAAAAUCCGAAAUUAUAAUUUUCUCUUCUUUUUUCUUUUUAUGUUCAACCAAGACAAUUACCACUGGACACAAGAUGAUUACACCGCAGAAGGAAUAAAUUUACUUAAAGAACACUUAAAAAGCAAAGGAAUCACAUUCACAGAAGACCCAUCCACAAUAUAUUUAACACAAAGAAUGGGCAGGAAAUCCUACAGAUUGGAUAUUUCAGGUGUACUACAGAAAGACAGCACCAAAUUAUACAUAGUGGGGUAUACUGGCAUAUCAUCAGAUGAGGUAGAAGAAUCUCCACUUAAGGAAAUAUUCAUUACAUCAGUAAAAGAGGUCAUAGAAGGAUUACAAAAAAAACAGACAGAGACCAAAAAAGAAAUACACCAAAUAUCACAGGUAAACACAGACACGUCAAAGAGUAAACCAAUAGAGUCAGAGGAAUUAAAGAAGGAAAUAGAGUUUAAAGGACCAGUACAGCACAUAUCCAGUAUAUUAUUCAACAGAGACAUAGUUCCUGUUAUAUCCCCAGAGGUCUCUUUUGUAAGCUGUCCUGGGAAGGUUUUAGAAAUACUUCCAUCUGAAGUGAAAGAGGAUGGAGAAGGAUUAAAGAGAGAGUGCACGGUGCGCAUGGAAGGAAAGACAUUUACUUUACAGUUCAUUUUAAAGGAAAGAAUGCAGGGAAGUGUUCUAAGGAUAUGCGGUACAGUUCCCAUUGGAUUCUGUGACAAGUUUAUUUCGUAUUAUGAAAGCCUUGUGAUAGACCGCCUUAAAAGAGCCAAUUUAAUAGGAUAGAGCAGUGAGAUCCACAAGAAUAUGAUUUUUAUGAUUUUGAAGUAUUCCAGUA
Messenger RNA from Nematocida parisii ERTm1, 895 nucleotides. RefSeq lists its product as uncharacterized. The record is from RefSeq and is a predicted model, not a curated record. Bases 1 to 843 code for a protein of 280 amino acids. The transcript has a single exon. Lineage: Eukaryota; Fungi; Microsporidia.